Paramuricea clavata is the source of this 14234-nucleotide messenger RNA. The record is from the annotation of a GenBank genome assembly. Lineage: Eukaryota; Metazoa; Cnidaria; Anthozoa; Malacalcyonacea; Plexauridae.
AUGUAUUCUCCUUUAUCUGCAGUUCUCAUAUCACAAAUCACUCAAGUUCUUGAAGGAAAAAAGACAAAACAUUUUAAAGAUAUCCAAAUUCCUGAUGAUUACAAGGUUGGUAUGUUUCAUGUCCUGAACGUCAAUCAGCUAUUGUACUAGCGAGACGUAAGGUAGUCACUAGCUUAGUAAUGGACGCCGUAAAUAAAGCUAAGUUUUGAGGUGAAGUUUUUUAGGGCAUGCGCUGAUUUGUUCUCCGUAUUUGGAAAGUAGACAACCAGAACCGACUUUUCGUGUAUCGUGACUGACAACAGGCAACCCAAGUUAGGAGUCUGGGACUCUAGGGACGAAGUUGUCAACAUAUGUACACUGUUAAUUAAAAAGAGUCCAAAUGACGCAAAAUGAGUUGUUCUGGGGUCAAUUUUACCCCCUCCGUCGUUUUGAUUCUUUUGAAUUUACGGUGUAGUCAUGAGAAUAUAACUAGCAUGUAGGACGCAACGCGGCGGCUAAACCAAACUCGUUCAAAUAAAUAACUUUCGGUUAUCCGUUGUACAGUAUGUGUUAAUUAAGGCAGUUUUAGGAGGUUAAUGUCUCUCCAUCUCCCAAUCUUAUCAGCUGAAGGCUUUCGGCUUCUGAGUUCUGAUGACAUCACGUCUCAAAACAUGGGUGCAUAGAAUUUGAUUUAUUUUUUCCCAGGUUUUGUCAAUCUCGGUAUUGUAUACAACAGACGAAGGAGAACAAAGUUUAGACUUUAUCUGUGAAGACAAGAAAGAAUAUGACAUAUGGCUCAUUGGAUUAAAAGUGAGUAGAUAUUGAGCAUUUUGAAGUUGAUGGAUUCAUGACAACCAAGUACAAUAAUUUUGAACAUGUUUUCUCUUCCUAUUCUGGUAAAUGAUUAUAAUCUCCGAAAAAUUACAUUCACGACCCAAUAUUUCCACUGCCCAGUUUGGUGUCUUCAGAGUUGAUCUAAAGUUGUACUGAGGCGUAAAAAAAAAAUACCUGUGGUUCCGGUUUCAUAUCGUGAAAAAAUUAGGGUCGGUAGGUCGAAAAUAAGUUUUGUUUUUGAAUAUUUUUUUCAUCGUUUUGGCAGUUUUUUGCUGGGCGAUUUGCAGUAGAGUCCCAACAUCAAUAUUAACUAGAGAUGCGUAUUUCCUAUGGACGAAUUUAGGCAAUUUGGUUCAAUAAUUAGUGUGACAACAGACGCCAUUUUGGCACGCUGUACGAGCAGCCCGCAACCACCUGGAGAAAAUAGGGUCGCACGGUCAAUCGCGUUGAAAAAAUAAUAGGGUCGGCAGAAGAAAAUAGGGUCGGUCUGGAACCGGAACCACAGGUAUUUUUUUUUUACGCCUGAUCCACAAGCGUACCUCAGAUUCAGUAUUUUGUGUGGUGAAGUAAUCCUGCGAGAUGAGAGACAGAGAGAUGAAACGACGAGACAGAGGAAACACUAAGUCAUGAAUGUAAUUUGUUUGUGGAUGACAUUUAUUCACUUAAACCAGAGUAGCGAAAUAUGUCUGAUCGUGAUCAUGUAUGCAUAUACUUCAAAAACUCAUUAAUAAUUCAUGAAUCAAUAAUCCAAUCUUGAGUAAGAAAUUAGUCACGUGCAUACGUCUUUAUACCAGCUAAAGAACACUUUAUUAUGCAAUAAUACAAAAGACGAUUGUUAUGCAAACUAUAUAAAGAUUUUUAUAUAAAGAUUUUUAUAUAAAGAUUUUUAUAUAAAGAUUUUUCAUAUCUGAAUUCUAUUACCUGAACGUAUCUAUUGUUUACAAUUAAUAUUCAGAUUUGACUUAUUAUGCCAACGUUUUUGAAGCCAUUUAAAAAACUCGCAGGUCGUGUUUUAUUAGGUCUAAAGCCACUAAAAUAAAACACUCCUGCUUGUUUUUUAAAUAGUACUUAAAGUACAGUACAGUACACAUGUGUCAUUAUAUAUCUUCGAUAAUUGAGGCUUUAGCGGUGAAUGGUAUCCAAGACAAAGAAUUUAUACAAGAACUAAUCACUGGUGAUGAAGAUCCAGACAGAUCAGUCAAGGGCAUUGUUUCAACGCUAGAAAGAAACGGUAGCAAGGUAUACUAUAUAAAUAUACAUACUAAGGCCUAAGCUAGAGAUUAAGUCACAUGGCCCGUUUACACUUGCAAUUUUUGCAGCGAUUUCUAGUGCGAUUUUCUUCUUCUGAUGCAUGUGAAAGAGUAGAUGAGUUAUGAAUGUUCUAAGUAUACAUACCCUCAUCUGAACAUUCAUAACUCAUUCACUCGUUCACAUGGGCGUACCGGAAGGAAAAAUUUAGGGGGGCGGAAAGAAAAUUGUCCGACUUUUGGGGAAUGUGCCCGACUAGUACCGAAAAUUUUUUCCGGAAAAAUUAUUUUGGCGACCUCCCCCCCCCCCCGUCGCCAAAAAAAUUUCGGUCAGUCAGUGUACCAUUUUAGGGGUCAAAAAAUUUUUCCGGACAACCAAAUUUUUUCGGAACAUAAGACAAAUUUUCCAAAAAACACAAAAUUACCACCAAAUUUAUUUUUUAUUUUUGACAAAAUUUACAGAAUUUGUCCCAUUUUUUAAAUUGCAAAUCAAAAUUGCCCGACUGUUGAUCGAAUAUUGCCCGACUACCCAACAAACUGGGGGGGGGCUACCGCCCCCCCCCCCGCCCGGUACGCCUAUGCUCGUUCACAUCCAUCAGAAGAAGAAAAUCGCACCUAAAAUCGCAGCAAAAAUUGCAAGUGUAAACGGACUAUGUAUUGAUGUAAUAAACGUAACCAAAGCAAAACUAAAUAAAAUUUCAACAACUACUACACUGAUCAUUGACUUGCACACAUCGCCCAGCAUUUGACGUUCAGAACCCGUUGGGAAAAACAAAAGUGUACGUGCAUAAUAUAUUAUUCGUAUUUUCAUAUUUGCCCCUUAAUCCAGUAUAGGUCAUCAGUUUCGACCUCGAUUUGUUUGUUUAUUUAAUAUACAGUAUAUUGCAGAAUAAAAAUGAGUCAACGUAUGACUGCAAAAAACACGAGUUUUUUUCUGCUUUUUGUACCCACGAUUUGUUGUUUACCCUGUAGAAGGAGACUGAUAACCGUACAGGCACAGGUACUGGAGGCACUUCAACAGUGCGUCAGAACGGUCAGUUUAUCAAUCUUAUGGAUAUUUAUUUUCGUCGUAGUUUAGUUUAGUUUAGUUUAGUUUAGUUUAGUUUAGUUUAGUUUAGUUUAGUUUAUAUACGAAGACAAUAACCGCUGAUACAAAUACACGCAAUUACCUUUUCUAGAUAAAUAAAUCUCAAAUCAUUAAUAAUAGAUCAAAAUUAAUUCACCUCACUUUAAGGAGUGAUUUAUUCGUAUGAGAUAUCACUUCAAAUCCUCCAAUUCGGACUGGAUUAGAUUUCAAGUCCUCGCAUUUUGAUCCAGUGCUCGGCUUCGCCUCGGACUUGACAAAAUUGCGCGGACUUGAAAUCUAAUCCAGUCCUCAUAGUCGGAUUUGAAAUAUUACGUAAAAUACAUGCGGGAAAGUGGCAGGGACACAGCUACAGUACUUGUAGGAGAGAGUUGUUCACAACUUCAUAUGGUGGUAUACCAGGCCUAGAAAAUAUAUUUCUCUUCCUGGCAGCAAAAUCCGAAAUUCCAAAAAUAAAAUUUCCGAUGUAAGCCAAAUAUAAAACCAGGCAACGUCCUGCAUACUCUAUGUAGUUUUCAGAGAAUGUAUGGUGCCGCACAUUGUGGUCAACUUCAAUCUAGGCACAAGACAAUCUCGACUUGCAAAAUGCCUUUUGAAUUUUCAAACAAUAAGUAAAUGUUUUUGACAUUCCAGUGUAUAAGAUAACAAAACACUCCUGCGAUGCUGGUGCUGCUGGACAGUUUCCAGCACUGCAGUAUACACCACAGCCCAAUUAAAAAGUACCUGUAUGAAGUUGAAAGUUUUAAACCAGAACAAAUACAUGAAUAUAUCGCCUUUGUAUCCGCACUGUAGGUCUAGCUAACUGGAAUGAAAAUGCCACACUGUAAAUCUCAAGGAGUCUAUCUCGGAGUCUAUAAUCAACUCCAAAUUCUGUCACUUAUUCUGUCACCGUUUUUGACGUUUCUGGUGAUCGAAUAUAACACUUUUGGAGUUGAUUCAAUUCCUUGAAAUUUAUAGUACAUGUCAUACUGAUAGCAGCCAACAUCUCAGGAAGAUGUGUUUGUCAAAUUAUAUAAUAUUAGUUAUAAGUAAAGUCGAUAGCUGAAAUUAAAUCAAUAACUGAUUUGACCAUGUCAUUUGUCAUGUGUUUUAUAUGAAUAAAUAACUAAUAGAAUGGAAUAGUUUUCCUAUGGUUAUGUUGAUAUUAAAUACCUAAAGUAAUUGUUUGCACUUCGUUAACAUUUUAGCUGAAUCAUGUGAUUUAUAUACAUGGGGUGAUGGCACGAGAAGCAAGCUUGGACAUGGAGAAGAGAUAGAAGAACACAGACCAAGGAUUGUUGAUGCUUUAUCUAGGUUAAAGAUUAAACUGGUAGCUUGUGGUGCUAAUCAUAUGUUGUGUGUUACGGGUAAGAACUAAUGCACUGACCUAUAUACUUAAAGAAAACAAUUCGCAGUUUCGCUAUAUCAUUGACAUCACAUUUUUGGUACAUGAUUACAAUCACAAAAUUAAUAGCCGACAUUUUACCUCUACGACUGAGGUUCGAGUCCUGCACUGUGUGUUUCUGGUUAUAAUUUAGUCUUUGUGAAGAUUGCUUCCAGUUCGGUCACCGCUGCAAAUAUUCCUUAGUCCUGAUACUCUGUUCCGUUAUAUGAACACAGGAUCAAUAUAAGCUGAAUAUAUUUCUCUGAAUACAUGAUUCAUAGCAAUAUGAUGGAUAGAGUAGUGUGUCUGCACGAACAUGACAAAGAAAAUAUAGUUGAUGACUUCGUGCAUGUGAUAAUUUGUCAAUAAUUCGUAUGUGUGUACAAGCAAAAUACAGACGGAUCGUUCUUCGAGAUUAACUAUCUGGUUAAUUCUUCUGGGGCCGGUUGUUCAAAGCACGAUUGGCGCUAACCCUGGGUUAAAAUUUAACCUGCUGUUUUAGUUUAUGCAUUUCUGCAUGUCUGUUUAUUUCAAAACUUCCAAGAAGAAAACUCCUACUGGUUCAGACAAGAUCUCUAAAGAAAUAUUUCCAAAAUUAUAAAGAAGAUGUUGGGAAGUUUGCUUUGAAUAUCACGUUAACCCAGGGUUAGGUUAACCCAGCUUUGAACAUCUGGCCCCUGAACAUCAAACUAUCAGCAAAUACACUCUUCUGGAAACUACUUCGCCUUGACUAUAGAACCUCGUUUUCGUGAUUGAUAACGUUGAGCUUUAUUUAUCUUGCUAAUGAUAACGUAUACUUAUAUACUUUAUAUGAAGUACACUUUGACAUUAUUAUCAUAACUGUAUGGUUUCGGUAACAAGAUAGGAUAAAGGGCCCUAAAGCAAAGGUUUCAGUCAUGAAAACCAGGCUGUAUAUCCAAUGAUUUGUACUUUCGGGAAUGGUGUAUUGUCUGGGAUGUUUUUCCAGGACCAUUGCCAGUAUAUAGAUGGUGUUAUUAGAGACCUUACGAUUUUAGGACGGCAACGCGACGGCAACGGCCACUGAUACAAUAGAUCAUUGAAAAGAAUUGAGUAAUUACAAUAUAUGAAUAAUUUAGACAUUGUUCUCGCUCUGUUUACAACGCCAAAUCACAGAUUUUCACGUCUUGAUACAACGGCUGCAUUCCAAGCCGCAACAAGUUCAACUUCAAACUGGGUUUAGCAGAACUCUUCCCAGCCAUAAAACCCAUGUCUUCAACUUCUAAAACUGUAUUAAAUUCAUACGAUUGAUAAUAUACGACGAACUAUCUUUACUACCAUUUAUUUGAAGGAGUUUGUUUUGGUCGUUGCCUUCCUAAAAUCGUAAGGUCUCUAGAGAUUCUAGCUAGUUCGUCAACAUGUAUUUAGCUUGUCUAAGACGAAUGGUCCGUCAGACGGAUAAUGUAUAUCGAUCCGUCUCUCUAGAAUAAUAUUUUGUAUGCACAUUUAUUUAUGUCGUUCUAGUAAGUAGUACAUGAGUAGUUUAUCAAUUUAGUGUCUAUACAAGUCUAUACAUCUUAUUAGAUUGUGGCGAGACUCUUUCUUGGGGAGCUGGAUCGAAAGGUCAACUUGGUCAAGGUCAUCUGCGAGAUAGAUUCACACCAUUACGGGUAGAGGCAUUACAACAACAGAAUGUUGUACAAAUAUCGUGCAAUGAAUAUCAUUCUGCUGCCGUAACAGGUAAAGUAACACUGAGUUGGGGCCCAGUGUAGGUUGUAUUAUGCAAUAUAAAAUACCCUUGGUUCGUGAAUUAUACCUAAAAUCUAGCAAAACCUCCUGUGGUCACGAGGUCAGAUCCAGUAGCAUCGUCAAGUAGAUCCAUCACUCCAAACGUCGAAGUAUUUUUAAUCUGUUCAGAUGGUUCAAAUUAACACGAACUACAUGUACGGCAGCUUUAAUAUCGAAUCCCAUCCAAUACACCUUUUCGAUCGAUAAUUACGUCAUGAAUACGUUUUUGGCCUGGGAUCCUCGUUUUCAUGAAUCGUGAGCCAAUCGCAUCCCGUCUUGAUUCAUGAAAACGAGGUUCCCACUUCCCAGGCCAAAAACGUAUUCGUGACGUAAUUAUCGAAAAGGUGUAUUGAAUGGGAUUCGAUAUUAAAGCUGCCGUACAUGUAGUUCGUGUUAAUUAUCGUAUUCUGGUCCGACCCGAUUCACAUCGAUUAAAGAGUUAAUGCUGAAUAAGGAUCUUUGUUCAUUAUUAUUUUGUGUCUAUAUAUAGAUGAAGGCAAACUAUACACGUGGGGGUAUGGUAGUAUCAAACUUGGGUAUGAAACAGCGAAUGAAAAACAACUCACUCCCAAAGUUGUUCAAAGUCUUACGUCAUACACUGUUGUUCAUGCGUCUUGUGGGAAAGAUUUUACUCUCGGUAAGCGCUUUAUUAACGUUUAAAACAGAAGAAAAAAGUUAGCAAACAACGGUGACUCUGAAAAUGAAUAUUUUUAUUAUUAGCCAAUUAAGCUGUGAUGCGCCCUACUUUAUUAUUUUACUCUGUCUAGCGCCAGAGUCUUGUGCUUUAAUGGGUUAAUAAGUUCGGAGUUGUCACUAUUUAGUCUUGUAUAAACAAAUAUACUGCGCGCAUGCUAUUUUGUCGACAGAAAAUACACGCACACGACACCAAAGGUUUUGUUAGGCUAUCGUUUCAGUCAAAUUACUCCAAAAAUAUGUGCAGUGGCGAUUCUAAAUUAAUAUAAAUCGUCAUCGCACAUACUUUUGUACUAUGGUAUUAUUUUUCCUUAUAUAGCGUGCACGAGUGAUGGUCAAUUAUUUGCUUUCGGCAACAAUGAAUUUUAUCAACUUGGUCUUGGUGAUAAUGUACCUCGUCGUGAUCCAACUUUGGUUGAGUUUGAAAAUCUUGAAGAUGAACAUGUUGUACAAGUUGAUUGUGGAGAUUACCACACUGCCGCCAUAUCUGGUGAGACAUAACUGUGUAUGUGAUUAUGGUAGGGUAAGUUAUGAUAGGGUAGGUAGGUACGUUUGUAGGUUGUGGUUGGCUGGUUAAUUGAUUGGUUGGUCGGUUGGUAGGUAAAUAGGUAUGCAUGCAGGUACUGUAGAUAGGUAGAUAGGUAAGGACGGGUAGAUUGGUAGGUAGAUACAUGUAGGCCGAGGUAGAUAGCCACAAUCAUGGACAAAACCAUCUGCGACACUUUAUUAAAACAUUUCUUUUACUAUUAGAACGAAAUAAUUUACUCGUUUGCCCCUUCGCUAAAAAAAAUGUUGGACGUUUUAACCGUAUUCUGCGAUUGCAUUCGAAUGCAAUCAACAUUGAAUGGUGGGGAUAAGGGAGAGUGUUUUCUAAAUUUGCGAUAAUAUUACGAAAUUUUGUCAAAUAAUUGGAAGUGUCGCAGAUGUUUUGUCCAGGAUUGUAGGUAGGGAUUGUAUAGGUAGGGAUCAUAGGUAGGUAUAGAGAAGUGAGCAUGCAUGCAGCCAGUUGGAUAUGUACAGCAGGUACUGUACUGAGGUGUAGGUAGGUAGGAAAGUAGGUAGGCAGGUAGGUAGGUAGGUAGGUAGGUAGAUAGACAGGUAGGUAGGUAGUAUAGGUAGGUAGCAUGUAGACAGGUAGGGAGAUAGGUACAGGUAGGUAGGUAGGUAUAUAGGAGGUACGGUAGGUAGUAUAGGUAGGUAGAUAGACAGGUAGGUAGGUAGUAUAGGUAGGUAGCAUCUAGACAGGUAGGUAGGUAGGUACAGGUAGGUAGAUAUAUAGGAGGUACAGUAGGUAGUAUAGGUAGGUAGCAGGUAGACAGGUAGGUAGGUAGGUACAGGUAGGUAGGUAGGUAUAUAGGAGGUACAGUAGGUAGUAUAGGUAGGUAGCAAGUAGACAGGUAGGUAGGUAGUAUAGGUACAAUAGGUAGCAGGUAGACAGAAAGGUAUGUAGGUAGGUAGGUAAGCAUAUAGGUACAGUACAGGUAGUAGGUAGACAGAUAGGUAGGUAAAAGGUAAGGUAGGAAGGUAGGUACAGUAGAUAGGAGGGUAGGUAGGUACAAUUGUACAAAUUAAAUUACUAAUCAUGGAAUUGUUCGUAAUUUCAAAAUUUGUUCUGUGUAAAUAUUUAGAUCAAUUAUUUUACAUUUCAGAUGGUGGUAAUGUAUGGAUGUGGGGAACAAACGAAUUUGGCCAACUCGGUACAGAAGAUAAUUUUACGAUGAUCAGCAAACCUUGUAAACUUCAAAUUUCAGAAGAUGACAGGUGAUUUAGACAUUUAGUGUUGCUUCAUAUGUUUAAAAUAAUAUAGAACUGCAUCAAGUACUGGUAUCUAUUAACCUCAAGCGCUCUAUACCGUGUCCUGUAUUGAAACCAUUGGCAUCUGUAUAAUGGCACCUGAUCGAGUAUAUCACUAUAAAGAUUUGUGCAGAAGUAUAGUUUUGUAAUUAUCCCAGUUUAGCGUGGUAGGUUGUUGCAAGUGCAUGUUUAAAAAUAUAUUGUCAAUAAAGUUUUGUGAAUGUUAGGUUACCUAAUAUUAUAUGUUUAUCGGAACUUAUUAUUAGCAUGACAAAAUUACUGGAUGCUGAUUGGUUGAGAGGAGUACAAUUAUUUCAUUAAUUGUACUGCAGUACAAUUAAUGAUUUUUCCAAAACAAACAAAAUGGCGGAAAGGUAUUUUAAACACAAAUGUGAAAUGAAAUUGCCCUAGAGGAACUAGAUGAAAAUACGAACAAAAGCACCAAAUUUUGCUUGAACAAAAGAACUAAAUGAAAAUACAAACAAAAGCACCCAAGUUUUGGUUGAAAGUCUGGCAGGACUCGGCUUUGGCGAGAGAAUAUGAUGUUGACAUUGAGAAGUACGUAUCCAAUUUUGUCAUGCUAAUAAUAAACAAGUAAUCAUGCGAUGUUGCUCGUACAAUUAUGGUUAAUAGUACUCGUGAUGUUUGGAAAUUUGCCAAAUUGGAUUCGCCCCGGCGGCUCGUCCAAUUUUGGCAAAAUUUCCAAACAUCACUCGUACUAUUAAUCCCUAAUUGUACUCGCCAUCGCAUGAUUACCUGUACUUAUUGAUGAAACUUAUUUAUGGGAAAUAUAAAUUACAAGAUAUUACAAAUUAUAGCUCAAUAAUUUAAUAGAGUCACUUCACACAGUGUAUCAGUGUUACACGGCGCAUAUGGCUCUAAUGAAUGGCAGAGUGAGUCAGAGGCCGCGGAAGCAUUUCAAAAGUGGAGGGGCAUUGACCAAAAGGGGCAUUUUUGUAUAUGACCAAAAUCAAACGAUUUUAUGACGUUCACGAGCCGAACGAAAAUUUUUGAAAAUAUAGAGUCUCUUUAACGUUGGAAAUGACCUUUACAGAGUCUUUACUACAGCGAAAAGGGCAUUUUCUUUCCAGAAAAAGAGGGCGUUUAUUCAAGAAAUACUUUUUUCGUUCUUUAAAUGGGGCAUUUAAGCCCAGAAAAAAGGGCACUUUUUUCACUUUUAAAAAAGUGGUAGGGUACAUGCCCCCAUUGCCCCUCCCCCCCGGUUCCGCGGCCCCUGGAGUGGGUGUAACUAGACGUUUUGUAAAAGCUUGUGAAAUCCAUUAUUUUUUAGUUCGACUGCUCUGAUAACAAAUGUUAAUUGUGGUAGUCGACAUACAGCUCUUGUCACUUGUAAGUUUUCCAUCUUUGUUUUUUUUCUUCUUAUAAUGUACCAAAGUUUAAUCACAAUCACAUUGAAAUUCGAACUGACUAUCGUUUCCUUACUUUUCAAUAAACUUUAGUCAAUGGUUCUGUGUACUGUUUUGGAGACAACACAUAUAACCAGCUGGGAAAGAAAAACACAGUAGAUGGUCCAGCAAAAUGUAAUAGACCUGAAAGGAUAAAGUUUCCAUCUGGUGUAAAAAUCAAGACAGUAUCUUGUGGGGCUUAUCACACUGCUGCUGUGUCAGGUAUAUGUUAAUGUAACUUUUAUUGGCAGUAUUUUAUAAAUUUCAAGCCUGUUCUCCAGUCCUGGCCGAACAAAGCUUCUUGUAGAGACUGGAAUACGUCGAGUGUUUACAUUUGCAUGAUUUACAGUAUAAAGUACUGUAUUUCCAUGAAAACGUACGUACAAGAUUAAGAAAAAAUAUAUAAUUUUGUAGUUUUAUACCAGUUUUUCGCUAUUUUCCAUAGAUCGACCUAAUUUUAGUGGUUGAUUUCAGAACCACGCAAUAGAAUUUCUGAAUGUGUAUUUUUUCUCGACAGAAAAGGGUGAGAUAUUUACCUGGGGUAAUGGUUCUGAUGGUAAGCUUGGACACGGUGAUGAUUCCUCAAGGUAAAAAAAAUGUUCACCUGUGGGAUUACAGGAUGAAAAAUAUGGAAAAUAUUGAUCGUGUAAUCCCACUACAUUGAAACGCAACUUUCAAGAUUAUAUGAAAGAAAAUGUUCAGAGGUAGAGAAGUUCAGGUAGCGCGAUCCAGACCGGGAAACGUGCCAAUAAUCUGUUCCUGGGUUCCUGAAGUUGCUUUUUUAAAAUGUUCCACAACAGUGCGUGAAUAAUAGAGACUUUAAGAUUGACGUUAAACGGCAAACUUCAAAUCGUAUUUUCAGAACAACUGUUAGCUGUUCGAAGUUAGGACAAUUUGUGCAUUAAAAUUGAAGCAUGAAAUACUGCAUGUAGCUACUUAGCUGUCCAAAACGUGUAGAACUUAUCUUCAAAUUUGGUGCAUAGAUGCUACAAUCCUACAAGAGUAUAUUUAGUCUUUACACAAAACAUUUACAAUUUUGCAUAUAUGGCAGCCAUGGAACGAAUAAAAACAAAGAAGGCAUUGAACCUUCUGCCAUUCCAAUGCAGGUUAUUUCAUGACAUGUCUACUUCUUUAAAUAACCUAGGUUCCAACCAACGCAGAUAUCAGAAUGCUUUGAUGGAAAACGGGUGAUGUCAGUGUCGUGUGGUUCUGCUCAUACUGCAUGUACAGCGGCAAUUCGUCCAAGAGGAAGUUUGGUUAGGAAAUGUAUGGGUUGUCAGAAGAAAUUCUCAAUAAUACAGGUACACAUUAUAUAGUGAAAGGCUUGAGUGAUUUUUCGCAUGAAAUAACUUGCGAGUAUUUGUGGUUUGCAAUCAGUCCCUUGAGAUUUAUAAGACAAAGACAUGUCGGCCAUGUUGGAGGAAAGCACACUCCAAAUACAAGAGCUGCUAAUGAUAUUCUUUGGUUAGCGUUCCUCCAUGACGCUAGUAGUAUACAGAAGAGAGGUUCUGGACCCAGUAGAGCUCCACCGCUGACGUCAACAGUAUCAGAUUUCAUGUUAUUUUAAUGGGGUUUUUUAUUGUUUAGCAACUUUGAUUAGGGGUGCGCGGAAAGCGUGACUCACGGUGUGACUAACGCGUGACUCACCCAUUAAUGAAACAUGAUAAUAUGGGCAAAUUAGCUGUUGCUAUAUAACAAAACCGCGUCGGAUGACAUAAACACACAGAUAUCUAUUAUUUAGAGUAUUUUAUUUAUUUUUAAACGUAUACACAGAUUCAGUAAAAUUUAUUUCAAGGUAAUAUCGUAAAAAUAAUUUUAAUCUUUGCUUGGGCUCGUCUGCAUGUGGGAUUUCUCUCUCCCCUAGAUCGCCUUCUUCAUGACUAUACAUGUAACUAUGAAUAUGACUAUAUGCGUAACUAUAACUACAUAUUGUUAUGGCUAUGACUACAUGACUAUACGACUACAUAUGACUAUGACUAUAUGACUGUAUGAAUAUUAUUGCCAUGAUUAUAUGACUAUACGACUAUAUGAUUAUAUGAUUAUUAUGGCUAUGACUAUAUACCCCAAUGGGGUUUUAGGGUACACCAAUGGGGGGCGGGUAGACGAUGACUAUAAUCUAUAUGACUACAGGAAUAUGACUACAUGACUAUGACUACGACUAUUUGACUACGACUAUAUGACUACAUGACUAUGAUAAAACGACUAUAUGACUAUAUGAUUAUGACUGUAUGAUUAUGAUUGUAUGAUUAUGCCUAUAGUCAUAGACACCUCCUCUCCUCCUCCCCAUUUUCUUCUCCGUCUCGUCUUCUCCUCCUUUUCUCCUCCUUCUCUCCUCCUCCUUUUCUCCUCCUCCUUCUCUCUUCCUUCUCUCCUCCUCCUCCUUCUCUCCUCCUUCUCUCUUCCUUCUCUCCUCCUCCUUCUCUCCUUUUCUCCUCCUCCUUCUCUCCUCCUCCUUCUCUCCUCCUCCUUCUCUCUUCCUUCUCUCCUCCUCCUUCUCUCCUCCUCCUUCUCUCCUCCUUCUCUCCUCCUUUUCUCCUCCUCCUCCUUCUCUGCUCCUCCUUCUCUCCUCCUCCUUCUCUCCUCCUCCCCCCUCUCCUCCUCCUAUUCUCCUCCUCUUCUCAUCCACUUCCUCUUCACCCCCGUAACACUCUAUUGGACGUUCUCCGAGCACCCCCAAUGGGGCGCUUGGGUGUAUUGGUAUGUUUGGGGAUACCCAAUGGGGUGGUGAGGAUGAGAAGGGGGAGAAGAGGAGAAAAAGACGAGGAAAGAGGGAGGCGGAGAAGAGGAGGUGUAGAAGAGGAGGAGAAAAAGGGGAGAGAAUAAGGAGAAAAGGGGGAGGAGAAGAGGAAGAGGUGACUAUGACUAUAGUCAUAAUCAUGCACUUAUAAUUAUACAGUCAUAAUCGUAUAGUCAGUCAUAUAAUCACAGUCAUGUAGUUAUAUAGUCAUAGUCACGUAGUCAUAUUCAUAUAGUCAUAUAGUCAUAGUCUUAUAUUGACCCAGAUACCUCCUUGGGGUACCCCCAAACACCCCAUUGGUGUACCCUCAAAUGCCCCAUUGGGGUGGCCGCAAACACCCCCAAUUGAUCAGGUACCCCCAUUAUUUUCACGAUAUUACCUUGAAACAAAUCCUACUAAAUUUGUGUAACGAAAUAAAAUGCUCGAAAUAACAGAUGUCUGUGUGUUUAUGUCAUCCGACGAGGUUUCGCUAUAUAGCAACAGCUAAUUUGCCCAUAUUGUCAUAUUUCAUUCCGUUUGUAAUGGGUGAGUCACACCGUGAGUCACGCUGGUUAGGGUUGGCCAAUCAGCGCGCGGCCUCCAUAAGCAAAGCGCAAGUCACGCGUUAGUCAUACCGUGAUCAAAGUUGCUUUACAAUAAAAAAACCCCCAUAAAAAUGCCUAGAGAAGGGAUGCGUUCAGGUCAUAGAGUAUAAACUACAAAACACAUGAAUGAAAGACGUGUAUCAUGCAGUCUGCCACUUUCAGGAUUAGCCUUUCUUAAGCCAUGUGACCAGACCUUGUCCGCCAUGAUUGGUUGGCAAACUGGGUGAAGUAAAUAAUAAGUACGUAAUAAUAAUAAUAAUAAUAAUAAGUAAUAAUAAUAAUAAUAAGUAAGUAAUAAUAGUAAGUAAUAGUGUUUAGUACACGAUAGUGCUGUGUUUUCACUUCACUAAAUUCACUCCAUUGCUUGUUAUACCAAUCGACCGCCAAUGGUUACCGUCCACUGUCCCGUGCGGUUUGCCACCCAGAAAUGGCGGGCAAGGCGUGGUCGCAAGGGUUAGAAGGCCCUAUACAAAGUUUGACAAUUUUAUAAAAUAUUUAUGUUAUUGUUUCAUGUGGUGCGCGACAGCAUAUGCAACAUCAAUGACCUUCAUUGCCUUCACGUUCACGUAAAUGAUUAGGAGACUGGACAUGUUUGCGCAAGUGUUCCGUUGAAUAUUCCAGACUUUUAUAUUUUUUGUAUUUAUUCAAUUUAGGCUCGAUGUCAUUGUCAUCGUUGUAAUGGGACAUUUUGUUCAUCAUGUGCACCCAAACGACCACGUCGUCUUUGUGACAAGUGUUUUAAAAUUGUGCAGGAAGAAGAAUCUUAG